UUUCUAUCGCACCCGCACCGAUCCUGCACAGUUGUGGGACAACGUCGUGGGCGCGCGCACGUACUUAAUUGUACUUUAUUUUUAUAAUAAUUAAUACAUAGAAAACAAUCAAGAUGGGCUGCGGUGAAUUUCUGGUCAAAUAUAUUCUGUUCUUCGCCAAUUUGGUGUUUGCGUUGGCCGGUCUGACGCUGCUAGGUCUCGGCGUGGCAGUCCAGCUGCAGUCCUCAGACAUCGUGCAGAUAGCUGACUUCAACUUCGAGGUUGCUCCCAUCACCUCCAUGGUGGUGGGAGGCAUCGUCUUCUUCAUCGCAUUCUUCGGCUGCUGUGGGGCUAUCCGCGAGAGCAACUGCAUGCUUGUCACUUACUCGAUCUUCAUGCUGUUGCUGAUGAUUGUGAAGCUGACACUUGCCAUCCUGAUCUUCGUGAAGUUGGACGACGUGGUGAACGAGGUGCCCAAGUGGCUCAAGGAGGCCUUCAACAAGGAUAGGACUGAAUUCCAGGCCAUUGAAAGGACGUUCACGUGCUGUGGUCCGGACGGAGCGCUCUCCUACAUGAGCCCCCUCCUGCCCGACACCUGCUGCGCCACUCCCCCCUGCACCCCGGUGAACCCUUACCCCAGCUGCACCCAGAACGUCCAGGAGUUCUUCCAGACCUUCGGCGUCGCUAUCGGAUCCAUUAUGAUCGUUAUUGUGUCUAUUGAGCUGGUGGCUGCAGUCUUCGGGUUGUGCCUGGCGAACACCGUGAGAAACAAGAGCAGGAGAGCGCAUUACUAAACACCAUAACACAUAACAUUACAUUACCUAUACCACCUUAUUGUUAAGUUUACACCUAGUUGUAUUAUUUACUAUAUUAAAUUAGUUUGCUACAUGGCA
This is a messenger RNA of Helicoverpa zea (corn earworm), 872 nucleotides long. Its product is annotated as 23 kDa integral membrane protein-like. Lineage: Eukaryota; Metazoa; Arthropoda; Insecta; Lepidoptera; Noctuidae. The transcript is spliced from 5 exons. The record is from RefSeq and is a predicted model, not a curated record. Bases 114 to 773 code for a protein of 219 amino acids. Gene Ontology annotation, cellular component: membrane.